AUGACCAAGCAAGAAAUCAUCAACUAUGUUAGCUUUUUGAAAACAAGGAACUUACAGGCUUAUUUUGCACCAUUGAUUCAGCUGUUGAUGCAGCACAAAGACAACCAUGGUAUUUUUAACACGCCUGUUGACCCGGAUGUCCAGAACUUGCCUACAUACUAUUCCAUUAUCAAGAAGCCGAUGGAUCUGGGUACUGUUCGGGAUCGCUUAGCAAGCGGGUACUACACUUCUCAGAGUGAAAUAAUGGAUGACAUUUCUCUAGUGUUCAGAAAUGCGCAGAAGUUUAACCCGGCCCCUCAUUUUAUUUAUCUGUGCGCCUCUUCUCUAAGCAAGGUUUUCGAAAGCGAAGCAGCAAAAAUCCAAACUCGCAUUGAGCAGAAUCGUGUGAAUCAAGCCAACCAUUUCUGCUCUUCUUGCCGAGGAACGCCCUGUCGAAUCUGCGGCGAGAAGUGCUUGAGGUAUAGUCCUCCCGUGUUUGUUUGCGAUGGCGAUUGCCACGGACGCAUUUUGCGAUGCUCGACCUACUACAUCAUCCGUGGACAGAAAGGACGGUACUGUCAGAAGUGCUAUGCAAAGAAGAUCGCGGGAAUGGACAAAGCGGACCGCAAGAAUCUCCUCGUGAAGAAGAAGAACGACGAGAUGUUUCCGGAAUCCUGGGUGCAAUGUUCACGCUGCCACGAGUGGCUCCACUGUAUCUGCGGCUUGGUUCAUCCUCGCCAAGUCACCAACAACUACGUCUGUCCGAUCUGUCUCUCGGAAGACCCGCGAAGAAUACCGAAGCCUGUCCAGGGAGCGGCUGCGAUCCCGACCUGCUCGUUGAGCGAGUACUUAACGGAGAGAGUGCGUCAGCGUGUGGAUGAAGUGGUGCAGAAGUUGCCGAAGCGAUUUCGCCCUUCCGAAUCCGAGCAGACGAGAAUCAAACAAAGCCUGAUCGUGCGAGUCGUGAGCAACAUCACGACCUCCGUGACGGUGAAGAGAUCGAUCGCGCCUCUCUUCACCACCAACCACUCCGACGAGCUCUCGCUGCCCUACCGGAGCAAGUGCAUCGCGUUCUUCCAGCACCGCAACGGCGUGGACAUUCUGUUGUUCGUGCUGUAUGUCCACGAAUUCGACGAGAACACCAUCCCUGCCAAUCGUCGCUGCGUGUACAUUUCCUAUCUGGACAGCGUCCACUUCCUCUCUCCCCGCUAUCUCCGCACUCCCCUGUACCAUACGCUUCUCAACGGCUAUCUGGCCUAUGCGAAAUCGAACGGGUAUUGCCGCGCACACAUCUGGGCAUGCCCUCCUUCGCGCGGUGAUGACUACAUUUUCCCUCAUCACCCCCGCGAUCAGCGAACGCCCAACGCGGACCAUUUGAUUGGAUGGUAUCGCCAGUUGUUGGCGGAAGCCGUCGAGGCCGGGAUCGUGAGCCACGCCUCGUGCCAAUUGGACGAGCUUCUCCAUAUCAACGCGGUGCGGAGCAAUAAUCCGGAUAUCAACCAGCGGCAGAUUCGAUGCUUUUCGAUUCGAGAGGGCGCCGAAACAGAACUCCCCGGACUCCCCGGACUCCCCGGGACGCCAUUGGAGCGAGCCCAGGGAUCUCCGUUUUCCCUGUCGUCGUGUUCGUCCGUCUAUGAAACGGAGAACGAGAACGACUCGGAGGUGGGGAUGGACAUCAUCAACGAGAACGAAGCGUUCUUCUCGUCCGAUAUCUCCUCGAUGAGUCUCCCGACGCCCUCGAUCCCUUCCAUCGACUCCACGACCCACCCUUCCUCUGCCUCCCUGCUCGCUUCGGAGUCGCUGAGCGAGCUGGAGCGCGUUCUCCUCUUGACCGUUCCUUAUUUCGAGGGGGAUUAUCUUCCCUGCAUGGGCGAAGACAUCAUGGACGAGAUCUACCAGGACAGUUUGAAGCCCAAAGUCGUUCGCAGCGUUCGCAUUCAUCGCCUCCUGACAUCUAGACGCCUCCUCUCUCGCGCGCCUCCUCCAUUUCUUCUUCGUCCAAGCACAGAGCCGAGCUUCGCGACCGAAUUCUCAGAGACAACAUUCUGCAGUUGCCUUCCGAGUUCCUCCGUCGUUACGCGAAGUCCAUGCUGGAGAAUCCUGCUCGCUUCAUGA
Messenger RNA from Blastocystis hominis, 2094 nucleotides. RefSeq lists its product as hypothetical. The transcript has a single exon. The coding region runs from base 1 to 2094 and encodes 697 amino acids. Gene Ontology annotation, cellular component: histone acetyltransferase complex; transcription regulator complex. The record is from RefSeq and is a predicted model, not a curated record. Gene Ontology annotation, molecular function: histone acetyltransferase activity; transcription coactivator activity; chromatin DNA binding. Lineage: Eukaryota; Bigyra; Opalinata; Blastocystidae. Gene Ontology annotation, biological process: positive regulation of transcription by RNA polymerase II.